AAAACUCUUAUGAUUUCAUUCUCCUUUCACAAAAGAAGUCUUCUUUAUUCUCUCAUCAUUUUCGGGUUCUUUUUUAAUUGUUUUCUUUUGAUUUUCUGGGAAUAAAGCAUCAUCAGAAAUAAAGCAUCAUCAGAAAGUUGGAUUCUUAGUCUCUUAUCAGACUUUAGAUUCGAAAGCUACCCAGAAAUAGCAAAGCCGUGCUCUGUUUGAGUGAGUAAAGAAAGUGUUAUUGCGGCUAUCUUUUGCAUUAUCUCCUUUUCUUUUGUCUGGGGUUUACUCUCUUUCAACAAUUUUCUGGUGCUUUUCUCCGCACCACUUUCUGAUUGGGUUCACUUUCCUUGAAAUUUCUUGCGGUUUGAUGAACUUUUUGAGUAAACCUUUGAAGGGGGGAUUAAUGGCGGAUUUUUUAAAAUUUCGUUUCCAUGCUUAUCUUUAACGUGUUCUUUCUCUUUUCAACCCUUUAUUCUCCUCGUGUCUGGUCUCAAAAGGAAUAUUUUCUUUGCUUCUUUUCUUUUUAAUUCCACUCCCUUCGUACUUCACUGUUCACUCUCCGAUCUCAAUGUGAAGAGGUGAAAGAAUCUGAAAAAAAUCCCAGAGAAUCCCAAAUGAAGAAGAAAAUGGAUUGUUUCGUCCUUCCUUCGAUCAAAUACACUGAACACCGAUAUCAAACGACGCUCCUUUCAGAUAUCGGACUCGAAAACCAGCCGGAAAUGAAGCAUCAGGUUGUUCGGAUUUCAGUUACAGAUGCCGACGCCACUGAUUCCUCCGGCGACGAAGAAGAACAAGCAAGCCGAUGUUGUUCUCGAAACAGAGUGAAGAAAUACGUCAACGAGAUAACUAUCAAGUCAUCAUGUUCCGUCAAAAGCGACACCGUUUCGAGGAGUAAAUCGUCGUUGUCGAAGAGUUCACGAAAGAAGCCGGCGGUGAAAGUUAAACCGUUACCGGCCGGUAAGAAGUACAGAGGUGUAAGGCAACGGCCUUGGGGGAAAUGGGCGGCUGAGAUCAGGGAUCCACAGAGACGUGUACGGCGAUGGUUAGGUACCUAUGAUACAGCCGAGGAAGCAGCGAGGGUAUAUGACAACGCGUCUAUUGAAUUACAUGGACCCGACGCGCUCACGAACUUCUCGAUUCCCAAAGGAAAAACGAUCCAAGUCGAAAACAGCCAAAAACCGUUAUCCAGCUCAGACUACAACUCAGGCGAAGACUCACACAACGCAAACCUCUACUCUCCGACUUCCGUCCUCCGUUUCCCGUCGUUUUCCUUCGCAGACGGCAGCGAUUUGCAAAGCGUCAAAUUGCCUCGAAAAUCCGGGAGCGAACACCGUGAUGUCGUUGAAGAGGCUUGCUUCAUAUCGGGAGAAAAAUUCUCUAAUUUCUCCGACCAAUCGUCUUCUAAUGAUAUAUUCAGCUCAGUGCCGGGUUUGUUCGAUGAUAAUACGAGCUUACACGACUCUUUGCCGAAAGAUAAUUUCGGGUACGGGUUUUUUAAUUCGGAUGGUGAUUUCGAGAUCGGAUUCGGGGGUUUGUCGAGGUUGAAACGUGUCGAUGAUCAAUUCCAAGAUAUUGGGGAUUUGUUCGGGUCGGAUCCCGUGGUGGCAGUUUGAGAGUGUUUCUCCGCCGAUUCUAUGGCUAUUUUUGGAUCGGCGGUAACUGAAAGUAUCGGCUGUUUUUUUUUAUGAUAUUAUUUAAUUGUUUAAAAAUGUUAAUAUUAGUAUAUUUAGUAAAAGUAAGACUAUUAAAAUUUCUC
This is a messenger RNA of Hibiscus syriacus, 1747 nucleotides long. Its product is annotated as ethylene-responsive transcription factor CRF2-like. The transcript has a single exon. The record is from RefSeq and is a predicted model, not a curated record. Lineage: Eukaryota; Viridiplantae; Streptophyta; Magnoliopsida; Malvales; Malvaceae. Gene Ontology annotation, molecular function: DNA-binding transcription factor activity; DNA binding. Gene Ontology annotation, biological process: regulation of DNA-templated transcription. Bases 606 to 1604 code for a protein of 332 amino acids.